Messenger RNA from Racocetra persica, 161 nucleotides. The record is from the annotation of a GenBank genome assembly. Lineage: Eukaryota; Fungi; Glomeromycota; Glomeromycetes; Diversisporales; Gigasporaceae.
AACCACAUACUUUAAGGAGAUGGUUUGCCACUUAUAAUGCGAUAAAUGGCAUGCCUUUGCCGAUACUACAAGAAUUAUUAGGACACAGCAAUAUAACUACUGCCGCCAUCUAUGUGCAAGAAGCCGAGUUAGCCAAUUUGGCGGAACAUAAACCAAUUUAG